Calypte anna (Anna's hummingbird) is the source of this 970-nucleotide messenger RNA. RefSeq names its product cell surface glycoprotein CD200 receptor 2-like. The transcript has 8 exons. Lineage: Eukaryota; Metazoa; Chordata; Aves; Apodiformes; Trochilidae. The coding region runs from base 87 to 959 and encodes 290 amino acids. The record is from RefSeq and is a predicted model, not a curated record. Gene Ontology annotation, cellular component: external side of plasma membrane. Gene Ontology annotation, biological process: regulation of neuroinflammatory response. Gene Ontology annotation, molecular function: signaling receptor activity.
UACCCAGCUGGUCAGGGGCACAACAGUGAGUUUGUGGGGAACCUUUCUGCUGUGAUGGAAUGAGUUGCUGAUUCCUUCUGCUGAAGAUGAAUCAAACAUGGGAAGUUCUGGCUGAACUCCUUUUCUUGCUAAUCAAUCUGGCUGAAGGAUCAGCUUACAACUUGGUGAGUGUGAAGACUGGUCAUGAGGCUGUGUUGAGUUGCCCUUACUUCUCCAAGACGCCUUUGCUAAUGGUGACAUGGAAGACAAAAUGCAGCACUUGCUGCUUGUUGGCCUAUAGAGCCGAUUGCAAUGAGACAAGGAGGUUAAACUGCAGUGAGAGGCUGAUGUGGAAAUAUUCACCUGACAGAGACCCUGCUCUUCGUAUUUACCCCGUGAACCUUGGUGAUGAGGGAAAUUACACCUGUGAAAUUGUCAGCAGUGAAGGAAAUUUUCUUUUUUUCUCCUCUCUGACUGUUACAGUCCCUCCUACAGUGACUCUGACCUCUGACAAGAGCAGAAUGGCUGUCUGUCAAGCAUCUGCUGGAAAGCCAGCUGCUGACAUCUCCUGGAUCCCUGCAAGUAAUCACAGCACUCAGGAAGAAGUCCAUCACCCCAAUGGAACAGUGACCAGAGUGAGCUACAUCAGCUGGGUCAACAGCAUGCCUCCUGUUGUCACCUGCCUGGUUACCCACCCAGCUACAAACCUGAAUCUGUCCCUAGACCUGUCAUACACUUCCCGCAGCCUUCCUUACUUCCUGAUUGGAGGAUCUACAAGUGUUGCUGCUGUCAGUGGUGUGACUUUAUGCUUGGUUUUCAGAUGCAGAGCUUCCCGGUUACAUAAAAUGACACAUGGGUCGGCAGUGCUAUUUUCAACUAGGAAUUACAGAUACACACCCUCACGUGAGAAAACUGAUGCAGUCAAGCUUCCUGUCUUACCAGAGACAAUCUAUCAGAAUUACAUGGAAACCAGGAGGUGACACAGGGAUCC